Messenger RNA from Ectocarpus sp. CCAP 1310/34, 1063 nucleotides. NCBI's taxonomy places the organism in Eukaryota, Phaeophyceae, Ectocarpales, Ectocarpaceae. The record is from the annotation of a GenBank genome assembly.
GGUGUGUUGUUGUGUCGUUUGUGUCUACACUGUGUACCCACAACUGCCUCACACACAAGAACAUAGUUGCACAUCGAAGGAUUCUCACACAGCCGCUUCCGGAGAACCAUGACCUUGCCGACGGUUGCCGCACUGAUGAAGCAGAGGUCUGUCCAGGUGGUCCAGGCGAGAGGGUUGAGGGCGGGGGCGGAGCUGACGCGGCUGGCCAAGUGGGGGCUCCCUGUUGGAGCAGCGGCCUCGUGGGUCUUUUACCCCGUCAUCAACGACGUGUACCAGGAGUACUUGGAGGAGCAAGCGGAGGCGGCGGCAGAGGCUGCUGCAGCAGCUGCCGAGGAGUCCUAAUCGACACGCCAGAAGGCUAUGUGUCGGCUUCUCUGUUAGAAAGUUUCAUGAGCACAAACGUUUUUUUUUCUGGCUCUGUUCCAGACGGCGUCAUACUGAGUCGUGGCUCGAAAUCGCUCAGUGGCGUUAAACGAGUCUUCAUCGGUGUGUACCAGCGGUCGCGUGGAAACUCCGGGUCAUCCGGUGUCUUGUUCUUAGUCGGCGUUUUCUGGGCGUGUUUGAUCGAUUCGUAUUGUCGUCAAGACGCUGUGCUGCGAUUUCUACGAGGCAGGGACGAGCUGCCGUACGGAAGACCGGUCGUGUGGUUGGUCUUGGACCAGUACGGUAGAUGCGCUGCUGGUUUAGCGUAUCCGCGACAGCUCGAGAUAGAAAAGAGGGGCACCUUGACCCCACUGAAUCCAACUUGAGAACGGCGCAUUUUGUUGGUGGCUUCAAAUUCUUGGUACAGCAGUACGGGAUCUCUAUGGGGGGUCAACCGAUGAUACGGAGCGGCGCAAAAGGACGGGCGGGGUAGGCGCAAUGCUCAAUACUGGAUGCACGUGGCCUGCGCUUUACCGCUGAAGUCCCUCGACUCACCGGGCUCCACAACUGUGGACAAUGACACUUUUGUUGUGGUACUAUCCCGUUCUCGACGUGGAAAACGAAUUCGUACCACGCAAGCGUAGGAAAGAGGAGCCCCGCACCGGCAGCAGGGUCAUUCCUUGCAUCGACCUCCCCAACC